Molecule: messenger RNA, 1886 nt
Organism: Pseudogymnoascus verrucosus
Lineage: Eukaryota; Fungi; Ascomycota; Leotiomycetes; Thelebolales; Thelebolaceae
Exons: 3
Coding region: 269-1747 (492 amino acids)
Biological process (GO): tetrahydrofolylpolyglutamate biosynthetic process
Cellular component (GO): cytoplasm; cytosol; mitochondrion
Molecular function (GO): tetrahydrofolylpolyglutamate synthase activity; ATP binding
Source: RefSeq, a predicted model, not a curated record
CCCAACCACAACUGCGGUAAUUACCCCCACUCAGUCUAAUAUCGUACCUCAAACUGUACAGGACAGGACAGGACAAAUCACACGAUGGGGAUGAUAUAAAACACACGCAUUCACCAAUGCGUUAAGCUACAUACACUUACACUCUUUGUUGUUUCCCGGUGCCUUUGUUUUUUGGGCACGGGAUUUGGCGGGGGGUUAUCAAAGGUUCGCGGUGCGCGGGUUUUUGAGCGCCGUUGCGGGAGGGCGGAGGGGGAUUGGGCGACGAGUUAUGGGGGGGAGUUAUGAGGAUGCGAUAGCCCUGCUGGAUACCCGCCGGCGAGUGCGCAGACCCAGCGGUGCAUUGGCAAAGGAUGCAGCACGCGAUGCGGGGCUAAAGCCAGAGUUCAGGGUCGGUGGUGAGGCAUUGAGGGGCAAGCCUGGGAUAGUGGGGAUGAGCGGCUGGAUGGAGGAGUUGGGGCAUUCUCCCGCAGACGUUGCGGCUCUGAAUAUCAUCCACGUCGCCGGCACCAAGGGGAAAGGAAGUACAUGCGCAUACAUCGAAGCGCUCCUCCUCGCUCAUGGAGCUGCGACCGGGUGGCCACGGAGUGUGGGGAUGUAUACCUCUCCGCACCUCCUUGUGCCACAAGAGCGUGUCCGGAUCAGCGGCACGGCAAUCGAUGAGCGCGGAUUCGCAAAGUACUUCUUCGAAGUUUGGGAGCGUCUCUUCGACGGGGACACGGCUACGGAAAGCCAGAAAGGGGAAAGGCCGCGGUAUCUCCAGCUAUGUGUUCUUGUAGCUCUGCAUGCGUUUAUCAAAGAGGGCGUUGGGGCUGUAGUCCUUGAGACGCAUCAUGGGGGCGAGUACGAUGCUACGAAUUUCGUGGAGAAGCCCGUGGUGACCGUUGUCACGCCGCUGGGGCGUGAUCAUGUGAAGCAGCUUGGACCGGGGAUGAAGGAUAUUGCGUGGCACAAAGCGGGAAUCUUGAAGUCCGGCGCGGUUGCUAUUUCGUCUGCACAGGAGGAGGGUCUGGAGGAGGUAUUGAGGGCGAGGGCGGAGGAGAGGGGGGUGUUUGGCGGGGAUGUGAAGGUUGUAACGGGGACUGAGGAGCCGGGGGUGCAAGGUGUCAAGCCGGAUGUACAAAUGGGGAAUUGCGCGGUUGCUGUUGUGGCUGUGCGGGCGUUUUUGGAGAGGAUGAGGGGGGAAGUGUUGAGCGAGGAGAGUGUGAGAAGAGGGGUUGAGGGGUUUAAGUGGCCGGGACGGUUUCAAGUUGUUGAGAGGGGUGGGGGGAGGGAGAGGUGGUGGUGUGAUGGGGCGCAUAAUGAGAUGAGUAUUGGUGUUGCGGGGCGGUGGUUUGUGGAUGGGCUGGAAGAAGGGGAUAGAGCGCGAGUCUUGGUGUUCAGCCAGAUCUCGGACAGCAGGGACACAGAGGCUGUGUUCAGAUGUCUGGCUGAGUCGUUGAAGGGGAGUGGUGUGCAGCUCGUCAUUUUCACGACCUACGAUCCGGAUCAGACUUUCUCGGCCUCUAUGUCUUUAGAUCAGCAAGUGGCCACAACAACGCUUCCAUCCCUGGAUGUAUAUGAGCGGGUAUGGAAAGAGCUGCAUCCAAAUGCGGAGGUGCGAUUUGAAUUGCAGUUGGCCGAGGCGCUGAAUUUAGCGAAGAGAAUUGGAGAGCCUGGGGCGGGGGUGGAUGUACUGGUUACGGGAAGCUUGCAUCUUGUUGCAGGGACACUUUGGUGGCUGGGGGAGGGAGUGGGAGGUGCGAGGUAGAAGGCCAAGGCGUAGCCCCCCCAGCUUGUUUGAGAUAGGGGCUGGGGGUGAUUUGAUUAGAUGUUGGAAUAGACAAAUAUUAGAAUAGAAAGGGGAUUGGAAUGAUUACUAGAAUGUAAGAAUUUAAGUUUCUAUGGUA